Molecule: messenger RNA, 1971 nt
Organism: Chara braunii
Lineage: Eukaryota; Viridiplantae; Streptophyta; Charophyceae; Charales; Characeae
Source: the annotation of a GenBank genome assembly
AGAGAGAGAGAGAGAGAGAGAGAGAGAGAGAGAGAGAGAGAGAGAGAGAGAGAGAGAUCCGUUCGACCUCAGCACACGUCCACGACGGAUGGUUUUGGCGGCGCGUGCUGAUGUAGGAGGUAGCGAUUUCUGGGGCAAGUUGCUAUCGCUCAAGAUUGUUGACCUUUCAAACAAUCUUCUUGAAGGAGGGAUCCCCACCUCAUUCACAUCUUUGGGAAAUCUUACUCAGCUGAGUUUGGAUAACAACAACCUGAGCGGGCAGGUUCCCCCGACGCUCAAGACCAAGCCGAAUUUAUACCUGAGCUAUUCCGGGAAUUCCCUGCUAUGUGAGGCUCCACAGAUUUGCGAAGAACAUGCUCCGGUGUUUGAUUUGCCCCCGAUUUCAUCGGUGGGACCUCCAGUGCAUAUCAAGAAAGGAUCAUCAUCAAACAAGACUGGGAUGAUGAUCGGUAUGGUGUGUGCCGGUGCAGUGGUUGCACUGAUUAUAGUUGCUGCCGCCAUAGUUGCUGGAAGGCGAAUGCGGAGAAGGAAUCCGAGUCCCGAUCCUACUGCCAUUCCUCAGACCAACAGUUCUGGACUAUCCGUGCAGACGCCGAGGAAACUCCUCGGCAAUCCAGACACACAGACAAGUACAACCUGUACACAUUCCAAUGCAGGUGAGUCACGGAUUCCUGAUCUUCCAUUUACGGUGAAGCAGUACACACCAGAACAGAUCAGGGAGGCUCUGGCGGCUGGCACACGACUCAAAAUGGACGACGAGUCCUCAUUUUUCUUAGCACAGAUCAACACUGACGCCGUGAUAAUCAAAAGGAUUUCUUGCAGAGAUGAGGAUGACAUCUUCGCUUUCCGUAAGGAAGUGGAUGUUCUCUCUCGUAUACAUCACCGAAAUCUCCUCCGCUUCCUUGGGUGUUGUGUGCGCCCUGGCAGUGAGGCCAUCGUCUUUGAGAGCACCGGCUAUGGCACGCUCUACGAGGCACUCCAUGGUAUCGUGAAGAAGACUAAUCCUCUGUUAUGGCAUGAGAGACUGGACGUCUGUGUUGGCAUUGCUUCCGCGCUAUAUUAUCUUCACACCCAGGUUAUGCCAGUAGUCGUUCAUCGUAACAUCAACACCUCCAACAUUGUGCUGGAUAAGAAGUCGCAACCAAAGCUCGCAAAUUUUUCGUUCUCAAGGUCUAUGGUGGAGAAAACUGGUACUUGUGUCGGAACGCUCACUGAAGUGAAAGGGACAACCGGCUAUGUUGACCCUGAAUAUGAACAAACGGGAAAUUUGACAAGUGCUAGCGACAUUUUCAGCCUCGGAGUUGUCCUGCUCGAGAUCUUGACCGGGCGGCAUGCGAUUGUCCUCUGCGAGACAACCAGACGUCAGAUUCCUCUUGCAGAUUGGGUCCGGCCAUUGCUCGAGCAAGACGCAAUCGAGAAGGUGCUGGACCCCACUCUUAGGCCAUCAUCAAAAACAGGGCUUGGAUCUAAAGGAAGCCUUCAAGCAGACUUAGAGGCUGCAUGGGCAAUCGCAGAUUGUGCGAUUCGUUGCUGUGAACCAUCAGGCAUACAUCGGCCGACCAUACAUGAGAUCAACAACGAAUUAGAAAGGAUCAGGAAGGCCGUUCGGCGAGGAGCACCAUCUGCGCAAAAGUACUCCGACUCCUACGCCAGUUCCCCCGGAAGCAUACAUCAUUCACGUUCGUCGGUGUCAGCCAACCCAGCAUCUCAGGAUACCGUGUCCGAAGGACGCUGUUCGCAUUGACUUGACGAUAAGCAUAGCAGGUUUGUAGUUAUCAUGGGACUGACGUCAGGGCAGACUCCGGAGCGGAUUUGAAGGCAGACUCCAGAACGGAUUUCAGGGCCGAGUCCGGAGUUGAUUUCGGGGCGCUGCACGAGGUGGGCGGCGGUGAUGGCGCUGUGAUCACCAUUGUGAGUUGGCUUCAGCCUCCUGAUGCGUCUGUGAAACUCCGACGGAUUGCAGCCACUCGG